Messenger RNA from Necator americanus (New World hookworm), 393 nucleotides. RefSeq lists its product as uncharacterized. The transcript has a single exon. Lineage: Eukaryota; Metazoa; Nematoda; Chromadorea; Rhabditida; Ancylostomatidae. The record is from RefSeq and is a predicted model, not a curated record. The coding region runs from base 1 to 393 and encodes 130 amino acids.
AUGGAUGCUGAAACUCUGCGUACCAUCUUGGAAGCCCAAACCAAGGGACAGCAGCAAAUGUUCACUGAGCUCAUGAAGCGUAUGGAAAGGAUGGCCUCCACUUCACACCCAGCCGUUCCAACAGCACCCGUCGCCACGGCCAAAUUCGUCACAAAUUCUCUAUCAACACGCUUGCCUGGGUUCGUGUACGAUCCGGACAAUGGUUGUACAUUUGACCACUUCUGCAUUCAACACCUUAACGAACUGCUAGUGGUUGCCCCCCAUCGCCAACGGAGUCAAGCUGCUAGUCUACCUAUCCGGAAUUCCUUCUAUCACGAUGUACGGAUCGGAGACUUGGGCAAUGUCGUCAGCAGAGAGGGAGAAGGUCGACCGCAUGGAAAGGAAGCCGCUUAG